Messenger RNA from Puccinia triticina, 1512 nucleotides. RefSeq lists its product as uncharacterized. The coding region runs from base 1 to 1512 and encodes 503 amino acids. NCBI's taxonomy places the organism in Eukaryota, Fungi, Basidiomycota, Pucciniomycetes, Pucciniales, Pucciniaceae. The transcript has 5 exons. The record is from RefSeq and is a predicted model, not a curated record.
AUGCCCUUCCCACUCUUCUCGAACCCAUUCCACUCCAGAAACAACACCACCCACGAACCAACCAGCAGCGAACCCAAAAACAGCAGCGAACCAAACAGAAGCACCAUCCUCAGACCCAUCGUCAACUCAGCCCGGAACCGCACACAGUCACUCGCAACAGCCCACCACCCAACCAGCCGCCCGAAAACCGCACAGGAAACACAGCUCAUCAAGAAAAUCAAGUCCUAUGGCGCACCCGAGAAGACCCGCCCACCCCCGCUCAAGCUCGCAUCGCGCUCCGCAUCGGCCGCCGCAACCGUCUUCGACAUCCCUCCCCAGAAGGCCUCCUCCCGCCCCACCGUCCCGCGUCGCGCGAGCAGCCUCGACUCGAUCACCGCCGGCUUCCAGCUCCCCCCUCCGCCCCCGCCCCACUCGCCCCACCAGCAAUACCUCCAGAACGCCGGCUUCCUGCAGACCCCGCGGACCCUGUCGGGGUGGUCGAGCGGGCCGGCCUUCUCGGAGUCCAGCGAAGAGCUGCUCGCCCGGCCCUCCUCGCGCCCAAGCACCGCCGGCACCACCCCGCUCUCCUCAGCGGGCGCGCUGCGCAGCCGGUUCAGCCCGCGCGACACCCGCCCGCUCUUCGCGCCCCACCAGGCGCUGAAGCCGCGCCUGCUCCUCGCCGCCUCCGCCUCGCGCACCUCGCUCAGCCCCCCCAAGCCCGCCCAGCCCCCUCCCGCCAGCCCCUCCAAGCUGCUCGACCCCCUCGAGAUCGUCUCCUCCGUCGCCAGGCCGGCGCCCGCAGCCGCACCCGCCUCGUGGACCCUCGACGUCUCCGGGGCCCCCUCCUGCGUUCUCGCCGACCUCCCCGGGCCCAUCCUGCGUCUCACACACGCCCCCAAACACCCCGCCUCGCCCGCCUGGCUCGAGCCCCAUCUGCAGAAGAUCGUCACCACCGCCGCCGACGGCGCCGAGCGCGUCGAGUGGGAGCUGCGCCUCGCCCCGCCGGCCGUCUCCCCCGCGGCCUCCCCGUGCUCCUCGCCGCAGAGCAGCACCGUCGCCGCGCCGGCCCCCGGACACGCCCUCACCGCCCCAAGCCCGCCCCGCGCCCUCGCCAAGCCCGCGCCGUCCGUCGUCAUGCUCAACCUCAACACCUUCCGGGCCAGCGCCUGGCCGGACGCCGGCCCGCGUCGCAGCCCCCCGCCGCGCGCCGCCCCGCUCGCCGCGCUCUUCGGCCCCACACGCCUCAACACCGUCGUCGCCCGCCCCCUCCCCGUCCAUCCCCCGUCCACCGGGCCCCGCCCCGGCACCCCGCUCGGCCGUCCCUCCUCCCAGGAAGACACCGGGCUCCGCAGCCGGCCCCCGCUCGCCCGCGGCCCCAGCGCCGCAAGCUCCGCCUCCUCCCGCCUCGAGAAAAGCUACUGGUCCGAGACCGAUACCGCCACCGGAAGCAGCAUCGGCGGCGGCCUGCCCUUCUCUGACCUCGCUGCCUCCCCGCUCGCUGGCCCCGGCCCCAACCCUGCGCCCGAGCUUUGA